Molecule: messenger RNA, 492 nt
Organism: Acanthosepion pharaonis
Lineage: Eukaryota; Metazoa; Mollusca; Cephalopoda; Sepiida; Sepiidae
Source: the annotation of a GenBank genome assembly
AUGUUUUGCGAACUUGGCAAAUCAAAAGCUAUAACAUACUUAAAGAUAAUCCUUUCAGUGGCGGCCAUUUGUAUAGAUUGCCGAUAUAAAUCCAAAAUGCAGUUGUUUGUUAAAGGAAACGAGACUCUUACAUUCACCCUUUCGGGUAAUGAAACCAUCCAAGAUAUCAAGAGCUUGUUGCAAGCUCGUGGAGGUUUUGACGUUGCCCAGCAAAUACUGACAUUCAAUGGCUCUCCUCUUGCUGAUGACUUUUGCGUUAGCCAGUUGGAAGAUCAAAACACACUUAACAUGGAAAUCCGUAUGCUUGGAGGUAAAGUCCAUGGUUCUUUGGCUCGUGCUGGUAAAGUGAAAGGACAAACUCCUAAGGUUGAGAAGCAAGAGAAGAAAAAACAGAAAACUGGCCGUGCUAAAAGACGCAUGCAAUACAACAGAAGAUUUGUCAAUGUUGUGGCUGGUUUUGGCCGAAGGAGAGGACCUAAUGCCAAUUCAUAA